AUGGAACAAUACGAUGUCGCCGUAGCUGGUCUCGGUGCCCUCGGCAGCGCCGCAGCUUACCAUGCUUCCAUCAAAGGCGCCCGAGUUGUCGGCUUCGAGCAAUUCGAGCUGGGUCACGUUCACGGCGCUUCGCACGAUACUUCACGCAUUGUCAGAACCUCAUAUGGGUCUCCCGAGUUCGUCGCCCUCGCUCGGUCAGCUUACAAAGACUGGGCCGAGCUGGAGAGGCGGUCGGGGAUGAAGAUGUUGACUAUCACGGGAGGCGUUGUCUUUCUCCCACAGAAGGGACCGACGCCAUCGAGUGACUUUACUACUAGUCUCGAUGCCAACGAUGUCCCCCAUGAGCUUCUUACGCCCGAGGAGACCAACAAAAGAUGGCCUGGGUUCAAUGUCCCUCAGGGAGCUGAUACUGUCUUUACCCCUGAUUCGGGCAUUGUUCACGCCGCAAAGGCUGUCAUGACGCUCGAGUUCCAGGCUCGCUUCAACGGCGCCAUUCUCAGGGAGAACACACACGUCGAGGCUGUGACGCCCCAGCCCAGCGGAGGCGUAGCGAUUGAAACGUCUCAAGGCGUCUAUCACGCUCGCAAGGUCAUCAUCGCUGCUGAUGCAUGGACGAACAAGCUCCUCAAGCCACUCGGCGUUGAGCUCCCCAUCACCGUCAUGCAGGAGCAGGUAACCUACUUCAAGCCCUCUCGCGAGCAUGAAGCACAGUUUGCAAACGACAAGUUCCCCGCUGGCCAAGACGCUGGAAUAAACGACAUGGAUCCUGAAGAGCGUACCUGGCGGCCCUCAGAGAGACUGAGCAACAAGCUCAACGGAUUUCUGGAUAGGCUCAUUCCCAAGCGAGGCGAUGAGCUGAGAACCGUCACCUGCCAAUACACAAUCACGCCGGAUCGACAGUUCAUCAUCAGCGAGUUAGAGAAGCACAAGGAUGUUAUUCUCGCUCUCGGUAAUGCCCAUGCCUUCAAGUUUGCUCCGGCUAUCGGCCGAGUUACUGCUGAGCUUGCAUUGGAUGGGAAGACAACUGAUGACAUAUCAAAGUUUGGGUUUCCCAAGACAACACCCAGCAAACUGUAG
Messenger RNA from Fusarium tjaetaba, 1077 nucleotides. Its product is annotated as sarcosine oxidase. The record is from RefSeq and is a predicted model, not a curated record. NCBI's taxonomy places the organism in Eukaryota, Fungi, Ascomycota, Sordariomycetes, Hypocreales, Nectriaceae. Gene Ontology annotation, molecular function: sarcosine oxidase activity; flavin adenine dinucleotide binding. Bases 1 to 1077 code for a protein of 358 amino acids. The transcript is spliced from 2 exons.